Messenger RNA from Funneliformis mosseae, 330 nucleotides. Lineage: Eukaryota; Fungi; Glomeromycota; Glomeromycetes; Glomerales; Glomeraceae. The record is from the annotation of a GenBank genome assembly.
AUGCCAAAAAGUCAAGGUGGACUUGGUGGUAUCAAGAUUCCUUUGAUUGCCGAUCAAACGAAAAAGAUUACAAGAAGAUAUGGAUGCUUGUAUGAAGAAAAUGGAUUUCCUUUCAGGGGUACUUUCAUUAUUGAUGACAAGGGUAUUCUUCGCGUUGCGCAUGUUAACGAUACUCAGAUCGGUCGAUCUGUUGAUGAAACACUUCGUCUUGUAGAAGCCAUUCAGUUCACAAACAAACACGGUGAAGUUUGUCCAGUGAACUGGAAAAGUGGAGAUCGCACGAUAGUUCCAGAUCCAACGUUAUCCAAAGAUUAUUUUUCUAAAAUUUAA